Molecule: messenger RNA, 924 nt
Organism: Heterobasidion irregulare TC 32-1
Lineage: Eukaryota; Fungi; Basidiomycota; Agaricomycetes; Russulales; Bondarzewiaceae
Exons: 5
Coding region: 1-924 (307 amino acids)
Source: RefSeq, a predicted model, not a curated record
AUGUAUCUCCCUCGGCUUCCUCGCACCCAUACUACCAGCUCGGCGCAGCCGAAGCGGGAGACGUGUCCUAAGAAACCUGCGAAAACAGGACGAAGAAAGUGUCCAGUCCCACUGCAAGCUCUUACCAAGGCCUUCGAAUGCCUAUCGGGACGCCUACCGAAGAGAAGGCAGGCUGGUCGCAAGCAGAAGCGCAAAUCGGACGAACCAUCAUCCGAGGGCGCACCGAAAGGCAAGCCACCCAUUCCUUUCGCACGCCCCACUGAUGGCAGGUCGAGAGGCGCGGUGGCGACGGAUGCCGGCAUGUCGACCAUCGAAGUGGGGACGACCAUCUUGAAAGAAGUCGCAGACCUCGCUCUGGGCGUGCCAUACCUCCAGAUCAUAGCGGCGGUGUUGUCCCAGAUCGUCAAGGUCCACGGGGAAGUAAGGAUGCUAAGUGACAAGUGCUCAGAUCUGAAGGGGUACGUCAACGAAUUGCGACGUCUGGUCGAUGGCAUCAAGGAUUCACUCGGCGGGACCGAGCACGUGCCAAAAGACCUGGCACAGGCACUCAACUUCCUCACAAGGCUGCAUCGUGCCUACACGGGACCGAUUCAGCCCGGUUCGGGCAGGCCGAUACACGCGAACGCCUCGUUUUCGUCCGCACAUUCUGACCUCCCCGCCAGCGCAUUAGACGAUACCGUUCAUGUCUACACAGAAUGUACGGCCAAGAUGACAGUGCGAAAGAUCCUCAAACGAGGCCUCCUACUCGGAGAAAUUCAGGAGUGCCAGAACCGCGUUCAAUAUGCCCUUGCUUUAUUCAACACAAAACUCGGAGUCAUCCAAUUUUCGGACGCGCAAAAGGCCUACGAGGUCUUGGAGGACACUCGAGGUAUGGUCAAAUGUAUACAGCAGACAGUCGGCAAGCAGCUAGUGAGUCCGACUUGA